AUGGAGACCAUCGCCGCACCUCUCCGUGGCAAGUGCGCGUUGGUCACAGGCGGAUCGAGAGGCAUCGGCGCAGCCAUCGCCAUCAAGCUCGCAGAGCAGGGCUGUUCGAAGAUCGCCAUAACCUAUAGCUCGAACCAGAUCAAAGCGGAGGAGGUCCUUGCAGCCAUCGCCCAGAUCUGUCCUGAAAUCAAGACUUGCACGUUUUCAGCAAACCUGGCCGACCCAAACUUCGGCGAGGUCGUCAUCGAAAGAACUCUGUCUGGCCUAAAGACUGAUAAGAUUGACAUCGUCAUCUCCAACGCUGCGAGUGUGGACAUCGGACAAAUGUCCCCAGCAGCCUCGAUGCCAAAGCCAGAAUGGGAUGCGAUGAUGACACAGAACGCCUGGAGUCCUCUAGCUUUGGCACGGGCUGCAGUAACCAAAAUGCCACCAGGUGGCCGUAUCAUCAUGCUCUCCUCAGGGAGCUCAAAGGUCGCCUUUGGAGAUCCGACCGUAGCAUACGCAGCAUCAAAGGCUGCCAUGGACAGUGUCGCCAAGAACCUCGCAGCGAUUUGGGGCGUUCAGUACGGCGUUACUGUCAAUUCUGUGUCAGUUGGAGCUACUGCGACGGACGCGUUCAAGAAGGGACUCGAGCAAUGGGGCGAGGAGUUUGCGAAGUGGUCCGGGGAGCUGAGCUUGCUCGAGAGGCAUGGCGAGGCGAGGGAGGUUGCGGCCAUUGUUGCGUUCAUUGCGAGUCCGGAGGCUAGUUGGAUCGUGGGUAAUCAGAUUCCGGCGAAUGGUGGUAGUCUUUCAGUGCUGCAGGGCUAG
This is a messenger RNA of Fulvia fulva, 807 nucleotides long. RefSeq names its product Short chain dehydrogenase asqE. The transcript has a single exon. NCBI's taxonomy places the organism in Eukaryota, Fungi, Ascomycota, Dothideomycetes, Mycosphaerellales, Mycosphaerellaceae. The record is from RefSeq and is a predicted model, not a curated record. The coding region runs from base 1 to 807 and encodes 268 amino acids.